Molecule: messenger RNA, 2691 nt
Organism: Camellia sinensis
Lineage: Eukaryota; Viridiplantae; Streptophyta; Magnoliopsida; Ericales; Theaceae
Product: subtilisin-like protease SBT3.18
Biological process (GO): proteolysis
Molecular function (GO): serine-type endopeptidase activity
Source: RefSeq, a predicted model, not a curated record
GCCUUUUUUACUUGACAGUAUUUAAUCCCAACCCUCCAUGUUAGUUUUUCCAUGCAUGGGAGACAAUGGCCACUUCUUCUUUUCAGUGUUUUUGGGGCCUAUGCCUAUUCUUCUCACUUUCACUUUAUUUCAUGCAAUCACUAUCCACCUCUCAUGUUUACAUUGUUUACUUAGGGCUGAACCAAAUGCACGAUCCUCUCCUUACUACUAAUCAUCAUCUUCAGCUGCUCUCUAAUGUCUUUGAAAGGAAAGAAGAGGCAGAAAAAUCCAUGCUGUACAGCUACAAACACAGUUUCUCUGGUUUCUCAGCAAUGAUUAAUUCAACCCAAGCAACAGCCUUGGCUCAGAUGGAUGGAGUGGUUUCGGUGUUUAGGAGCAGAAUAUUAGAGUUGCACACCACAAGAAGCUGGGACUUCUUGGGCCUUACCUUGUCAAGCGGUACUGAAGCGACUCCAUUGCAACUAGCUUAUGGUGAUGACGUAAUUGUUGGAGUCUUUGAUACAGGUGUCUACCCGGAAUCUGAGAGUUUUAGGGAGGAAGCUGGCACAAGGCCAAUUCCAAAAUCUUGGAGGGGAAAAUGUGUAGCAGGAGAAAAUUUUGAACCAACAAAAGCAUGCAACCGGAAGCUAAUUGGAGCUCAAUACUAUCUCAAAGGUUUUGAGGAAGACUACGGUCCUAUAAAUCCGAGUAGCAACCCAGAAUAUCGAUCACCUAGAGAUUUUAAUGGGCACGGGACUCACACAGCUUCAACAGCAGUUGGAUGUAUAGUUAAAAAUGCAAGCUCUUUUGGUUUUGCACAGGGCAUUGCUAGGGGAGGAGCUCCAAAGGCUCGGCUAGCAGUGUACAAAGUCUGUUGGAGUCAAAAUCUUGUCGGGAGAUGCAGUGAAGCAGAUAUAAUGGCAGGGUUUGAUGAUGCCCUACGAGGUGGAGUAGAUGUCAUAUCAGCCUCUUUUGGUAAAACGCCGCCGUUGCUUCCAUUGUUUGAAUCAAGCAAUGAUGUGGGUUCAUUUCAUGCUAUGCAGAUGGGUGUUAGUGUGGUGUUCUCAGCAGGGAAUGAUGGGCCAGAUCUAUCUCUAGUCCAAAAUGUUGCCCCUUGGAGCCUUUGUGUAGCUGCUUCCUCUAUUGAUCGAACAUUUCCAACCCAGAUAUUGAUUGAUACUAACCUCUCUAUAACCGGAGAAAGCUUAACUGCCAAACAAAUAAAAGCAAAAUUGGUGGAUGCAAGUGAUUAUUUUGAGGAUGGGGUUUGCAGGAAGCGUUAUUGGAACAAGAAACGAGCAAUAGGCAAGGUAAUCUUAUGUUUGUCACUAGUAGGAUCAGUGUCAAUUGAUGUGGCUGAAGAAGCAACGUGGACAGCCAACGCCACGGCCUUGAUCUUUGUGGAGCCUCUAGGGAAGCAGAUCAUCGCUGAUGUUGAUAUCCUCCCCACCAUUCGUGUUGACAUUAUCCAAGGGACUCAAAUCUAUCAUUAUCUUGAUAUAUCUCGCAAUAAACCUGUAGUGCAGAUAAAACCAAGUAUGACGAUUAUCAAAAAGUCACAAGCACCUGCAGUUUAUGCAUUUUCUUCCAGGGGGCCAAGCUCACUUUCACCCGAUAUUCUCAAGCCAGAUAUAAGUGCACCAGGGAUUAAUAUAUUAGCAGCAUGGCCAAUCAAAACCCCGCCCUCAAUAUUUGCAUUUGAUGUGCGCUCCGUAAAUUGGAAUUUUCAGUCAGGGACAUCAAUGUCAUGCCCUCAUGUUUCUGGAGUAAUUGCCCUCCUUAAAUCAGCACACCCUCACUGGUCUCCCGCGGCGAUUAGAUCUGCUCUCAUGACUACAGCUUAUACCUGCGACGCAAGCCAUGACAACAUCAUAUAUGGAGGAAUAACAAAAAUUGCCGAUCCAUUUGACAUUGGUGCUGGCCACAUUGAUCCCAUCCGAGCAAUGGAUCCAGGGUUGGUUUACGACAUGAAAACUAGUGAUUACAUUCUCUACCUCUGUAAUAUUGGCUACACCGAAGAUAUAAUAAAACGCAUUGUUGUACCCUCUCCCAGUACCAUUGUAAGUUGUCCAAAAGGAUAUAGAACCAAUGCAAACAUGAAUUAUCCCUCCAUAACAGUUCCAAAUCUCCAGUCCACAAUGACCAUCAAAAGAACUGCUCGAAAUGUUGGCACCAAGAAAACAACCAUAUAUUUUGUAAGCAUUGUGGAGCCUAAUGGAGUGGAAAUAGUGGUAUGGCCUAGGGUCUUAUUCUUUUCAUGCUUCUGGGAAGAAGUCUCAUACUAUGUUACUCUCAAACCGCGAAAGAUAUCUCAAGGGAGAUAUGAUUUUGGUGAGAUAGUAUGGUCAGAUGCAUUUCAUUCUGUUAGAAGUCCAUUGGUUGUGCUUGUCAACACCACGACAACGACUACAACAACUACUACUACUACUUCUACUACCACUACCACUACCACUACCACUACCACUGGGGGUGAUUCUCAUGCUUCUACAAAUCAUGCUAGUAUUUAGGCUCAUCAAUUUGUUUUAUUCUCGAUGUUGUUUUACCUUCUGGAAUUUUUCUAUGUGCAAGUUUGGCAAUAUUAUUGUUCCGUAUGCUACCCAGUACCCAUUGGGGGCAUGAGUCUAUUGUCUUUUGCUUGUUAUCCUCUCGAGACAUGAGAGGUUUUGUUGCCACUUUCGAAAAUAAAUAACAAUAAACUUUGCACUUUCGGGA